Wasmannia auropunctata (little fire ant) is the source of this 1235-nucleotide messenger RNA. RefSeq lists its product as uncharacterized. The transcript has 5 exons. The record is from RefSeq and is a predicted model, not a curated record. The coding region runs from base 79 to 777 and encodes 232 amino acids. NCBI's taxonomy places the organism in Eukaryota, Metazoa, Arthropoda, Insecta, Hymenoptera, Formicidae.
GACAGUCUGCUCGAUUUUAAUGUAACGUGGAGAUUGCCGGACGGGCCGAGAAAGGACUUGUAAUUCAAGCUGAAACAAAUGUUCCUCACGAUGUCCAGAUAUCUCGGUCUGAUAUUUAUUAUCAUAGCUGUUACGUACGCAUAUGGCAGGGAGUGCGACGGUAACGGUAUGAAAUUUGCAUAUAUGCGGGGUGACGCGCUCACCGACUCCACUGACUGCUUAGGACCGAAUAACAUGCCGUAUCCCACCGCCGCGGUAUCGAGAUUGGCUAAGAACCUCUGGACUACGGGCAGUAGUCGAACCGGGCGAUCGCACCAGCCACGGACGAUUGAUCCCGAACUGACGAGGCAGGCGCUUUUGCACAACUACAAAGUGGCCCACGGGGGCUAUUCUAUCGCCGGAAGCUCCCGGAACGGCCGUGCGUUUUCCGCGAAGGAAAGUUGCGGCUCGCCCGCCCGACUCUGCAAAACAAGGUACAAUACCACGGCACCUAUGUACGGCAUCAGCCUUACUAGCGGACAGCCAGUAACGAUCGUGCAAAAGUUCCCCGAUCUCCUGCAACAGGUCGUCUUCGAAGUCUGCGAAUCGAAGGAAUGCGACGUGGUUCACGGCGAGUGCACGCAGACCUACGUACCGUACCUGUUUCUGGUGAUUCCCCUCGGUCCAGUGACCCUGACCGGCCAGGAUUACGUGCUGGUGGAGAGCGGUUGCGUCUGCAAGCCGAGAAAUUCGGCGUCGGCGUCCACCGACGCGCAGCCGGCCGUUCCGAGCUUCUAAUCGUUCGUCAAGUCCGCAAGUCGCUUGGCUACUCUGAUUGUUCUUUGUCGGAACGUCAGGACGGGACUCAUUCUAAACAUCGCGUUUUAUCAGGACGUCACGCUGUAGAGGGAUUUCGGACAUUAAAGUCCCCAAAUGGCUCGACAAUUUCAUCGAUGCGACUUUAGAGUACUAUAUUUCUUGAAAGAAAUCUCUCCGGCAAGAAUGUGUGGAUGAAUGAAACGAAUUCCGGAACGGGAUGAAUCUGUCUUCUAUUUCUUUUUUUUUUUUUAAUUUUUUUAAAAGACAUCGUUGCAUAAUUCCACACAGUUUGUUGUCCACGUUGGUCUUUUUAAUUUAAUCGAUUAUCAGCUAUAUAUAAUCGAAUUUCACAAUAUAAAACGUUUGUUAUUAAUUUGUUAAGUAUAUUGUCAAAUAUUUUAUUAUCUUAUUAUUUCACUAUUUUUUCUAUGUAAGAG